This is a messenger RNA of Maudiozyma barnettii, 3033 nucleotides long. RefSeq names its product Rtp1p (gene RTP1). Gene Ontology annotation, biological process: protein secretion. The transcript has a single exon. Bases 1 to 3033 code for a protein of 1010 amino acids. The record is from RefSeq and is a predicted model, not a curated record. NCBI's taxonomy places the organism in Eukaryota, Fungi, Ascomycota, Saccharomycetes, Saccharomycetales, Saccharomycetaceae.
AUGUUUGCAAUGUCGAAAAUGCCAAAAGUUAAUAUCAAGCACUAUCGAAAAUCAUACUCAAUGGAAGGGAAACGAUCUGUAAAGGAUAUUUUAAACAAAGGGCCCGAGUUUGUUAAGGAUACCCAACUAGAUAUAUUUUUUGAACAACUGAACGAUGAAUUAUUUAAACCACUAGCUCAACUACAAAAAGAAGAAGACAAUAGUCGAUCUGUGUAUCAGUUUUUAGGGUUUGAAAGUAAUGGCUUAUUCGUUUCGAAACUACUUAAAUACUUCAACAAAUUGCAUGUAUUAGUUCUAGAUAAUCAGAAAAAGGUAACAACGGAUGAAUCUGAUUUAUUGCCCAUAUCAUUGCAUGAUAUGAGGUAUGUUGAUGCGUUAAUAAACCUCAUAGUGAUACAUGGGAUUGAUGCAAACAUCCCACUUGAUAUGAGGAUACCGAUGGAUUCCAAAAGAUUGACUCAAUUUAAAGAAGAUGACAAAAGAUAUGAAAUUCCAAAAGAUCAUAGGAUGAAUAUUCCUACUUUAAAAUCCGUAACAGAUUAUAUGUAUGGAAUACUAAUCCAUAGUAAGAAUGAUAACGAAACUGAAGCGGAUUAUUUGCGCUCUAUCAUUCUGAAAGGUUCGGCAUAUACAAACAUAUUUCUGGGAAUCUUGGUCCUUUUAUUUAUAGGUACAGUAAGUUAUGAGGAAAAGCUCGACUCUCUGGAAACAAUCCAAGAAACUUAUACUCUGUUUUCGAUGUAUACGCUCUUGACAGAGACUCUCAUUAAUAAAGAAGCAAAAGUAAAAGUUAUCGAUUUGCUCUCUACGCUAGUUAUUAGAAGGAAAGAAGAUGGUCUCUUGAGUUUGAUUGAUUUUAUCCUUGGUGUGAGAGAAAAUGAAGAUAUUGAUGCAGAAAAGUUGAGUCGAGUAAAUCAAAUUUUAUUGUCAAGACCCCCUAAAAGUAUUCCAAAUAAAAUAUAUUUGCAAAACCUAUUCGACCAAAUAUACGAUUCAUUGACAUAUGUUAAUAGACCGAUUGUUCUUAUGUGUGUUAACAAUGUUAUUAAAGAUUUUUUUUUAAGGAAUAGGCGAAUUGUGAGAGAUUUCUUGUUUAAAAGAAUAUACCAGAUUUUAUUCAAUAGCCCAAUAAAUAAUCACACCUCAAAGGAAUUAAAUGAUAUGAUUAAUGUAUUAAUAUCACUAUCAAAGAAUUCAUCAGUGGAUGUUGUUAAAGAUUUGGUUUGCGGUCUAGAUAAAGAUGGAUUUUUUUUGGCGCUAUGGAUGUAUGCAUUAUUCUUGAAAAAAAACCAAAAGGUUGAUCCAUUGAUUGCUAAUAAUUUGAAAAAAGAUAACUUUGGACCUUAUUAUGAGGUUAUUCUUUCACUUAUGAAAUCAUUUCUUUUUAUUUUGGAUGAAUAUGAUGCUUUAGAUUAUCUUUGCAUACAUCUGCUUAAUUCGGAUCAUGAAGAAUGGGAAUACCGAAUAAAUUUAGAAACACAGCUGGCAUAUAUCAAUGUGAAGAAUACCAAUAAUCUAAAUCUGAAUGAUCUUAAUAUCAGUUAUAAUUCAAUGUCUGGAGAAAAUAUGAAUAAGAUGUCGAAACUGUUUCAAGAUAUGGAUAUAUCUAUUGAUUUAUUUAUAGAGCUUUUGAAAUUAUUAGACAAUGAAGAAUGUAUUAAAGAUAAUUUUUUGAGUGUCCUGAAAAGAUGGGUUCAACAAACUUUCAACCUAGACAAUGGACAGAAGGAUUCUUUGGUAAACCUUCCAGAAGACGUUCAGACAAAAAAUAUUUUAAUAUUAACUGAUAUAAAGUUACUUGAGAAGAUGAACGAGAAUUUCAAGUCUGGGUUAAUUAGGAAUGUUUCGGACAUACUUGAAGUGAUUAAUGAUUUAUUAGAUCUACAUCUGAACAAUAUUGAAGGGAUGCAAAAAGAUGAUGAUGAUGAUGAUGAUGACGAUAAUUCUGACGAUGAUAGCGAUGAUGAAGAGGUCAGUGAACAGGAUGAUAAUAAUGAAAUGAAUGGGCAUAUGAAUACACUAGAUAUCAUAUUUGAGUUAUUGAAAACAAUUAUAGACCAAACGCCGCCCUCUGUUCUCCAAAAGAACAAAUCAUUAUUAUUGCAAAUAAAUGAAAAGAUUAAAAAGAAUAGGACAAUACCUCAAGAACUAAUUUCUUCAUCUUUAGCCACUGCUUUAAGGACUUCCGUCACAAAGCAAGACGAACAUACUGAAAGUUCACAGAAUGAAAUGGAUGAUAAUGAAAGGUUAGAUAAAGCACUUCGAAAUAUUGCAGAUCCCUUAGUUCCAAUCAAAGUACAUGGUUUGAUGGAAUUGCGUAAAUUUGUUGAAGACGGUUCUACCAUCAUUGCUACUGAUAGAGUCUUCAAAUUGCAUCUUCAAUAUUUAAGAAAUCCUGAUCCAUUUAUUUAUCUAAAUGUAAUUAAAGGUUUGUCAUCAUUAUGUGAAUGUCAACCUGAGAUGACCUUGGGAGUAUUAAUUGAAUUUUAUCAAGAUCUUAGACGUAGGAACAAAAUAGAUGAUAUUUUGAAAGUUGGUGAAGUGUUUAUAAAUUUUAUUCAAAGAGAGAACCAAUUAUUCCAAGGCAAGUAUGCUAAUAUGAUCAUCGAUGUUUGUUUAGAAAGAAUUCAAGGUCACUCAAAAGUUGACAAUAAGAUCCGUAUGUCAGCCAUGUCUAUUCUGGGUGUCUGUCUUCAAGUCAAUGCAAAGGGUGUGUCUACAAGGAUUAGUGAGAUGUUAGAUUGUGUAUUUGGUAUUUUACAAUUAGAAACAGAUGAAGCUGCUAAUGAUAAACAAAAUGACACAUUCAUUAUGAGAAGAAGCGCUAUACGUUUAAUAUAUGAUUUAUUUUACGAUUUUGAACCUUCUUUGUUACCAGAGAAAUAUAAUAUUGAACGAUUGUUAACGUUGUUAGAAUAUAUUAAGGAUAAAGAAAACGAUUACCUUGUAUGUGAACAAAUAGUUCAAGUGAUCAAGACAAUUAACGAGGUCAUGCCAGAAACUACGUUGGAGAAAUUGACGUUAUCUGAAUAA